AUGUAUCCCGGAGGAUUUUUGCUUAUUUUGUUGUGUCUGGCGGUUUUCAUGACGGUCUUCGGAUGCUUUUCAUCGUUGCGAUUGACGUUUCUCGAAUCUCCAUUUUUUGCCAUUUACAGUUCUGCUUUGAUGGCGGAUUCAGACUCAAAUCGGCAAAAUUUGCGAAGCGAAAUCCGUGAUGAGAAGCCAGAAAGAGUGCUUUCGCGAAUGACCAUUUGUUUCGAUUCCUCUUUGCAAGUCGAGUUCAACCGAGUUUCGGACGCACCCAAUGACGCAAAACGCCACUGCGACAUCGUAAUGGAUUCAAAUCCUAUACGUCGCUCGGUAGUCUUCAGAAUAGAAGAAAAAACUGCGAUGACUCUCGUUUUGGAGUCGUCAUCGAAUCUCGAGGUACAUUUGGAACAGUGGAAAUCCCAGGGAAGACUGACGGAUCGGGCAUCCGCGUUCCAUUAUUUCGACCGAACUUUCGAGCAGCACGGGGAAGUCACUUUCGUUUUCCUCCUCAAUGCGAAGACUAUUCCCAAGCGGUAUGGGAUGAAAGAUGUGGAGAAUUUCCUGUUGGAAGCUCUGCUGCGAAAUUUCAAAUGCUGGCGGUACUCGAGUUCAUCGGAAUUGCCCGCAAUGAUACGAUCCACUGCUUGGGCCCUAGCGACGCAAUCUGAUGUGGAGAGGAAACGGAAAUGUGGGUUUGAUUGGCACGCCGAAAACUUCAAGGCCAAUGUCGUGCAUGUUAAUGAAAAUGGUCUCGGAUUGAAGAACUUGUGGCCGGUUAUUCUGAUGCAAGUACCUGGGUGUACGUACGAAAUAGCGAAAACCGUAGCUGAUGAGUAUCCCUCCAUGCGGCUUUUGUUUCAGGCGUACGAUAAUUGCGAAGAAACUCAGCGAAGAAUGCUGCUUGCGAAUCUUGUUUUCCGGACUGGUCCGGAGAGCCAGGCACGAGGCAGAAGAGUCGGCCCCGUUCUCAGCGAGCGUAUUUACAAUGUAUUCAAUGAAAAAGACCCCGAUGUCCUUUUGUAACUGCGUUUUUUACGUGGCGAAUUUUCUUGGGGUUUGAUUAUGGCUGUGCAUUUAUACGUUUGAUUGAUUGAAGACGAGUCUCUUUCUUUUCAA
This is a messenger RNA of Notodromas monacha, 1110 nucleotides long. Lineage: Eukaryota; Metazoa; Arthropoda; Ostracoda; Podocopida; Cyprididae. The record is from the annotation of a GenBank genome assembly.